GUGUGUUCAGAAAGUCAAGCUGAGCCUGCUCAUAAACUUCAGUUCCUGGGCGGACCCCACACACAUACAGCUGGAUUUGAAACAGCUGGAUCUGCCUCCCCUUCAGUUUUAGCCCGGAGCCCCUCAAGCCCUGGGCUGCCUGGCAGAAGAUGAACCCACUUACCCUGUGAAGGUGGGAUCCAGUCGCUUGAGAAAAUCCUGAAAAUGGGUUAUUGGAGGAGCCUUCCUCUUCUGCUGCUGCUACUGAUGCGGUUGCUCUCGUGCAACAGCCAAUCGGGGCGUAAUGUGAAGACCAAUCUUUGCAAGUGGUGUGAUAAUACAUAUCCAGUAUGUGAAGAUCAGGUGUGUUACAGCAACUGUGGUUUAAGCUCCUAUUGUGAAAAGCCUGAAGAAAUAUGUUUGUCUAUAUGGAAACAAGACAAUGAAAGUGUUAGAGUAAGCACGCUUUGUCACAACCCACAGAUGCCAGUUGAAAAUGUCAUGGUUCCCAAGUAUAACACCUCCCAGUGUGUGAUGGUCCGUCAGCACAACGAGAAUGGGAUAUUUUACAUAUGUGGCUGUGUGGAUGAGCAGGAGUGCAACGACAAACUUAUAUUUGAAAAUCAUACAAAUGGAUAUUCCAUGUUGCAAAGCAAGGAGAUCAUUCCUGUAGCAGCCAUCAGUCUGUUGCCCCCGCUGCUUGUUGCCAUCAUGAUAAUCGUGACGUUUUACCUCUGCCGAACCCAUAGACAGAGAAGGAGAGCCAAGGAAUGGACCCAGAAACAAUCACAGCGUCAUACCUUGCCUGAGUCAAGCAGAGCCACUGGCUAUGAAGGGAUAUCAUCUGUCUAUGUAGACAACCACCCUGCUGUGCACUCAGCUUGUGCCAGCAAUAUUGACUACGGCACUGAACUUUUGCCCAUUGAGCUCGAUGCAAGAGUAGGGAAAGGGCAGUUUGCAGAAGUAUGGAGAGCAAAACUCAAGCGUGUCUCUUCAAGCGACCAGUAUGAAACGGUGGCAGUCAAGAUUUUUCCUUGUGAGGAGUAUACUUCAUGGAGAAAUGAAAGCCAGAUCUUUCGAGAUGCCAACUUUAAACAUGAUGGCGUUCUUCAGUUCCUCGCAGCGGAGGAGAGACAUUUGGGCCUCCAGAAGGAAUACUGGCUCAUCACGGCCUAUCACAGUCAGGGAAACCUCAAGGAUUAUUUGUCAAGGAAUAUUCUGAGCUGGAGAGACUUGCAAAAGAUAGCUGGGUCCAUUGUGAAUGGCGUGGCCCACUUACACAGCGACUAUACUGCUUGCGGCCAUCCAAAGAUCCCCAUUGCCCAUCGGGACAUCAAAAGUACCAACAUUCUGAUGAAAAGUGGUCAGGAAUGUGUACUCUGUGAUUUUGGAAUUGCUUUGAGGCUGGAUCCGUCACUGUCAGUGGAAGAGUUUGCUAACAGCGGACAGGUGGGUACAGCUAGAUAUAUGGCUCCUGAGGUCUUGGAAUCCAGAGUGAAUCUUGAAGAUCUGGAAUCCUUCAAACAAAUGGAUGUCUACUCCAUGGCUUUGGUGUUAUGGGAGAUAGCCUCCAGGUGUGAUGUUAUAGGAGAGGUUAAGAGUUAUGAGCUACCAUUUCAAGCAAAGAUCCGGGAACAGCUGUGUAUGGAAGUAAUGAGAGAUAUUGUACUGCAUGGCCGAGGGCGUCCUGAGAUACCAAGUAACUGGCUGGUACAUCAGGGAAUGCAUUUUUUCUGUGACACUAUUACAGAAUGCUGGGAUCAUGACCCUGAAGCUAGGCUCACGGCACACUGUGUAGCAGAGCGGCUUAACCUGAUAGCACAGACAGAUUGUGACGACAUCCUCAACAACAACAGCAUUGACAAUGAGACCAACAAAAUGGGAUGUCCAAGAGAAGAAAAUCAAAAUAGCAAUAAGGACAUCCAGUGACUGAAGGACUACAAAGAAUAGGUGCACUUAUGGGCACACCACUAUACAAAACUAUACCCAAGGCCCCACUAUUUAGAUUCCUGAAGGAAUUAAAACAUGGAUUUGUAAGA
Messenger RNA from Anolis sagrei ordinatus, 2018 nucleotides. Its product is annotated as TGF-beta receptor type-2-like. Gene Ontology annotation, biological process: heart development; transforming growth factor beta receptor signaling pathway; cellular response to growth factor stimulus. Gene Ontology annotation, molecular function: transforming growth factor beta receptor activity, type II; activin binding; ATP binding. The record is from RefSeq and is a predicted model, not a curated record. NCBI's taxonomy places the organism in Eukaryota, Metazoa, Chordata, Lepidosauria, Squamata, Anolidae. Gene Ontology annotation, cellular component: plasma membrane; signaling receptor complex.